Messenger RNA from Notothenia coriiceps (black rockcod), 696 nucleotides. Its product is annotated as transcription factor E2F5-like. Gene Ontology annotation, cellular component: RNA polymerase II transcription regulator complex. The annotation marks the transcript as partial. Gene Ontology annotation, molecular function: protein dimerization activity; DNA-binding transcription factor activity, RNA polymerase II-specific; RNA polymerase II cis-regulatory region sequence-specific DNA binding. The transcript is spliced from 4 exons. Lineage: Eukaryota; Metazoa; Chordata; Actinopteri; Perciformes; Nototheniidae. The record is from RefSeq and is a predicted model, not a curated record. Gene Ontology annotation, biological process: regulation of transcription by RNA polymerase II.
GACAGCGGUUGCCAUGGCAACAGUAGCCUAACGUAACGUCCGUUGAUUUAAAAAUCCAACAGGUACUGGCCAGCCGUCGACCAGUCGAGUUUAUUUUAACAGACGCUUUUUUGGACAGAAAUGGUUGUUAUUGGUAGUUAAAAAAUAGACGCUUGACUUUAAAACGAAGUAUUUUACAGAAGGAAGAUGGAGUUAGAGGUGACGGAGACUGUUCGCUCGACACCGAGUCGCCACGAGAAAAGUUUGGGGCUCCUCACGAUGAAGUUUGUCAGUCUGCUUCAAGAAGCGAAGGAUGGCGUGCUGGAUUUGAAAGUGGCUGCAGACAGCUUGGCAGUGAAACAGAAGAGGAGGAUAUAUGACAUUACCAACGUACUGGAAGGAGUCGGGUUGAUUGAGAAGAAAAACAAGAACAUAAUCCAGUGGAGGGGAGAGAACUCAGGCAGCCAAACUCAGGAGGUGUUGGAGCAGCUGAAGGUUUUGAAGGCCCAAAUCUCUGAGCUGGAGGCCCAAGAGAAAGAGCUGGACCUCCAGAAGGCAUGGCUCGAGGAGAACAUGACACAUCUCAACCACGAUCCCAUCACCAGCACUUAUAAAUUUGUCACGCAUGAAGACAUCUGCAAUGCCUUCAGUCGAGACACUCUUCUUGCUGUAAUGGCUCCUGCUGGGACGCAGCUGGAGGUACCUCUGCCAGAAACG